Aspergillus aculeatinus CBS 121060 is the source of this 907-nucleotide messenger RNA. Its product is annotated as oxidase ustYa family protein. The transcript has 5 exons. The coding region runs from base 1 to 807 and encodes 268 amino acids. NCBI's taxonomy places the organism in Eukaryota, Fungi, Ascomycota, Eurotiomycetes, Eurotiales, Aspergillaceae. The record is from RefSeq and is a predicted model, not a curated record. Gene Ontology annotation, biological process: mycotoxin biosynthetic process.
AUGACUGACGACAGUGAUCCUCUCUUAGACCACUUUGACAUACCCCACCCACAUCAUCUUCAUGUUCGAACUGCGCACUGGCUCUGGGCAUUGCAUCUCCUGUUUUUCCUCCUUUCUUUCUCCUUGCUACUUUCAGCCUUGAGACUCAACCGAUCCUCUCCUACCGACGGUAAAUGUGCAGAACAAUUAUCAGCAUAUUCCCCUUUCACACACCUCGUGGAAUAUGAGGAUGUCCGCUUCCAAGGAAGCCUCUUCGACACAAACCCAUACGAAGGGGCCCCCAACCCACACCUGGACGCGGCAUGGGGCCACAUCACUCACAUGGCGCAACUUGAGAUCACAGCAGAGGACAUGUCCCGGCUCAAGAAACCGCUGACCCAGGUGAAAGUGGCCGAGGCCGAGGGCGACGGCUAUGCGGGUGGGAUCGAGGUGUUCCAUCAGCUCCACUGCGUCAAUCUAGUUCGACAGUACACGUACUACGACUACUACUCUCAGCUGGAGAACAGGCCGGCAGAGUUCCACGAUUCGAACGCGACGCUGCGACUGCAUGUAGAUCACUGCAUCGACAUGUUGCGACAAGUGAUCCAGUGCAACGGCGAUGUCGGGGUUGUGACGAGGAGCUGGGUCAAGGGCCGCGCCCUCAGCUACCCGGACUUCAGCGUAUGGCAUAAGUGCCGGAAGCUGAAGCCCAUCGCGCAGUACUCGAAGGCACACGAGAUUGACACAGAACCUACCAAACUUCCAGAUUCUUUGGAGCUCUCUGAGCCGCCAUGCACGGAUGCUGCGCCUGACGAAAUUUGUCCGUAGGACUACUAGGGCAAUACCAGGGCGUAAGACCGAGUUUGUCAUCCCAACGACAGAUCACUUUUAUUGAGCAAUGUUCUUCUUGUGCAUCUGCUAAGGCUGG